This is a messenger RNA of Phaethon lepturus (White-tailed tropicbird), 470 nucleotides long. RefSeq names its product ganglioside-induced differentiation-associated protein 1-like 1. The record is from RefSeq and is a predicted model, not a curated record. NCBI's taxonomy places the organism in Eukaryota, Metazoa, Chordata, Aves, Phaethontiformes, Phaethontidae. The transcript is spliced from 4 exons. The annotation marks the transcript as partial.
GCUGGACGUGCUCCUGGCCAGGACGCGCAGCGGGGAGGGGGCUGAGCCGAGCGUGGAGUACAGUUUUGGGUCCCUGCUCGGAGAAAACGUCACCCAGCUGAUCCCCGAGCCGGGCAGCCUGCUGCACUCGCGGGUGCUGCAGUACCGGGAGCUGCUGGACUCGCUCCCCAUGGACGCCUACACGCACGGCUGCAUCCUGCACCCCGAGCUCACCACCGACUCCAUGAUCCCAAAGUACGCGACUGCUGAGAUCCGCAGACAUUUAGCUAAUGCCAGCACGGAGCUGAUGAAGCUGGACCACGAAGAGGAGCCACAGCUAUCAGAGCCCUACCUCUCCAAGCAGAAGAAGCUCAUGGCCAAGAUCCUGGAGCAUGACAAUGUGAACUACUUGAAGAAGAUUCUUGGUGAACUGGGGAUGGUGCUAGACCAGAUCGAGGCUGAGCUGGAGAAGAGGAAACUGGAGUACCAAG